Messenger RNA from Spea bombifrons (plains spadefoot toad), 2219 nucleotides. Its product is annotated as sodium/hydrogen exchanger 2-like. The record is from RefSeq and is a predicted model, not a curated record. Gene Ontology annotation, cellular component: membrane. NCBI's taxonomy places the organism in Eukaryota, Metazoa, Chordata, Amphibia, Anura, Pelobatidae. The coding region runs from base 19 to 2115 and encodes 698 amino acids. The transcript is spliced from 12 exons. Gene Ontology annotation, molecular function: sodium:proton antiporter activity. Gene Ontology annotation, biological process: proton transmembrane transport; sodium ion transport; regulation of pH.
CAGCUCAGCCGGAACACGAUGAGGGGCGCUCGCUACAUGGCGCUGGUCUGCGUAUGUCCGUUGGUCGUUCACCUGGCCAAAGCCUCUAUGAGCAGAGAUGACCCGGAGUAUCCUCUCACGUCCCACGAGCGCGGCGUCUCCAACCUGUCACACCUCGGGCAACAUGACUUCAACGCUUCCUCCAGGCUGAGGAUCUUCUCCAUGGACUACGACUACGUUCGCACGCCAUUCGAGAUCACGCUGUGGAUAAUGUUAGCCUCGUUGGCUAAAAUAGGUUUCCAUCUUUCUCACAAGCUUCCUUCGGUGGUACCGGAGAGCUGCGUCUUAAUAAGUGUGGGUCUUGUCAUGGGAGGAAUAAUGUACGGCAUGAAGGACCAAUAUAAACCAGUCAUGAGCAGUAAAGACUUCUUCUUGUACUUGCUGCCUCCCAUAGUCCUGGAUGCUGGAUAUUUCAUGCCGAGUCGGCCUUUCUUUGAGAACAUUGUGCCCAUCCUUUGGUACGCCAUUGUGGGAACGAUCUGGAACGUCUUUGGCAUUGGCUUCUCUCUGUACGGAAUUUGCCAGGUGAAGGCCUUUGGUCUGAGGAGCAUUUCUCUUCUUCACAAUCUCUGGUUCGGAAGUCUGAUUGCGGCAGUGGAUCCGGUGGCCGUCCUGUCCGUCUUUGAAGAGAUCCAUGUGAACGAAAAGCUGUACAUCCUGGUGUUUGGAGAAUCUCUUCUCAAUGAUGCUGUUACCGUCGUGCUGUAUAAGUUGUUUGAGGACUUUGAUGAAAUGACAGACAUUCAGUUGGUGGACAUUUUCUCUGGCAUCGGGAAAGUCUUUGUGGUAGGCAUCGGAGGAGUUUUGGUGGGCCUUGCGUAUGGGUUUGUGGCUGCCUUAACAACGCGUUUCACAGAAAAUAUCCGAGUUAUCGAGCCGCUGUUUGUGUUCUUGUACAGUUACCUCAGCUACCUCACAGCCGAGAUGUUUCAUCUUUCCGGAAUUGUGGCAAUAAUUGCCUGCUCCAUGAGCAUGAAACGCUACGUGGAGGCCAAUAUAUCCCAGAAAUCCUACAUCACCGUGAAAUAUUUUAUGAAAAUGUGGAGCAGUGUCAGCGAAACGCUGAUUUUUCUGUUCCUUGGGGUUUCUACCAUCGGAGACAAUCACGAGUGGAACUGGCCCUUCAUCUUUCUGACCAUUAUAUUCUGUCUUUUUUGGAGAGCAUCAGGAGUUGUUGUGCUGACAAGUAUAUUAAACAAGUUCUGCGUAAACUCAAUCACCAGAAAGGACCAGUUUAUUAUCGCAUACGGGGGUCUCCGAGGGGCCAUCUGCUUCUCACUUGUGUUUUUGAUACCAGAAUUUCCCAAAAAGAGACUUUUUAUAGCUGCAACGACAGUGGUUAUCCUCUUCACGGUGUUUGUCCAGGGAAUGACAAUCCGGCCGUUGGUGGAGCUGUUGGAAGUCAAAAGGAGCAACAAAAGUGUCUCGACUGUGAGCGAACAGGUCCAUAUCAGGUUUCUGGAUCAUCUAGUUGCUGGUAUAGAAGAUGUUUGUGGCCACUGGGGACAAUAUUACUGGAAAGACAAAUUUGAGUAUUUCAACAAUAAAUAUCUGAACAAGAUUCUACUGAAAGACCAUCAGCCAAAGUCAAGCAUUGUGUUACUUUAUGAAAAACUAGAGAAGAAACACGCCAUAGAGUUAGCGGAAGCGGGGCACUUAGUCAAUGUGUCGACAACAUCGGCCCUGCCUAAUAAACGCAGAUCCUCAUCUGCCAAGAGCCCAAUUCUUCCUCAGCAGAUGGAUGACAUACAGCGAAUAUUAUCAAGGAAUUUGUACCGAAUAAGAAAAACGACCCCUGCAUACAGCCGACAUACUCUGUCGGCGGACACGGGGGCAGAACAGGCCAAGGAGAUCCUGAUUCGGCGUCACCAGAGUCUGCGCAUGAGUCUGAGCAAAUAUGAGCAUCCUUAUGGGAAACAAAUUGGAUCUCAGAAUAAACCCAAGCUAUUCCGCUCAAUGACCGUCGGAGGUCCGGAAACCCCAGUCAAUUAUAACAGAAGAAAGUCUAUUUGCUCCGAGUUGCCCCUCGACAUUGACAAUGACUCUAUUAAAGAAGAAGAAGAAGAUAAUUUAUAGAAAUUAGAGGCCACAUGAACAAGCGAAAGUAGUUUGUGGCGAAUGUUUAGUACGUAGCUUGAUUUUUAUGGCCAUUUGGUUCACAUGAAUUAAGGCCCCAUGAC